AGUGACGAAUUGGUGUCGAAACCGCGCUAAUGCCACACCACGAUCUGAUAAGAUAACAAAUAUAGGUGGCUGCAGGGAAGUCAGACAAUGAAGUCAACACGACAGCAACGGAACUGCCAUAAACAAGGUGUCGCAAACUAGCUCUCGAUCUACCUUCCUCCUCUUCAUUCAAUUUCAAAGGGGGUUUACAGAUCGAAGCGCCCAACGCCUCAUCUCCAAGCAAGAUGCAACUCCCUACCACCAUCCACGCCCCGCCAUCCCUCGACUCCUUCACCCCGCUCACCGAACACCAAUCCACCACCCCGAGCACCUUCUUCAGCGAAAUACCCGUCCUCCACUACCACGGCCCUAAUGCGCGCGCUCUAAUUGCGCCCGAGCAUUUGUCCGCUCUCCCAAUAUUCACCUCGACGCAAAACAUCGUCGAAACCACUGCGCAGGCAGCCGCCAACGGAGGCAAAGGCGAGGAGAAUACCAAUGGCGAUGCGGCAACCCCGUCUGCAGCUAAAAAGGUGUUCCCGGUAGAUAUCUAUGUCAGCAGCUCAAACCUCACCCUCUUCUCCGCAACCACCUCCACCGGCGUCGAAAUCCCAUACCAAUCCAUAACCCUCCACGCCAUCCAGCGCCUCCCAUCCCCAACUCCCGAAACCGAUGGUGAGACAGUGCAGGGGCUCUACAUGCAACUCGACCUCAUGCCGCCGAACGACGAGGACGAGAUGAUGGAUCCAGUCGAGCUGAUCCUCCUGCCCCCAACCCAACCCCAGUCCACCACUACUGAAGAGCCCAUCAAGAUCCUCUUCGCGGCUGUAUCAACAUGCUCGAAUCUACACCCCGAUGCUGCGGACUCAGAUGAAGAGAUGGGAGAAACAGACCGCAUUGUUUUCGAGGGCUCGGUCGGGUAUGAGGGUAUCAGGGGGCUACCCGGCGUGGUCAGUCUGCCUGGUGACGAGGGGCUGCCGCCACCGUUCCCGGGGAGCGGCGGUUGGAUCACAGCUGAGAAUGUGGGAGAUUUCUUCACGCCUGAGGGAGAAUGGAUUGGCCGCGAUGAAGAAAAGGAGGAGGGAGAGGAGAAUGCGGAUGGGAAGAGGGAGAAUGGCAGGAGUGAGGAAGGUGAUGAUCAGGGGGCGAAGAGAGCGAGGGUUGAAUAAGAGAUGUUGGUUCUGCUGAAAAAGUGAGCAAAUGGGGUAGAAAACUAGGAUAUGGCAUGUUGUGGCGUAAUGGUUGGGGCAAUAGAAGGUGGUUGUAGCUACUGCCAAACUAUCAAAGUGGUAUUACAGCCUGUGAUCUUCAGGUGUGUAUUAUUUGCAGCACCUCCUGCCCAUAUCGCCCUGCUAUGCGUGACUUUUCCCCUCCUAUACCACGUAUCAUACGCCAUGAACCACGAAUCUCACCUGCCAUACCCAAAAGCGCCAACCCCUACUCCAUUCUACCAGCCCUAUGCAGCUCCACCCACCUCCUCCAUCCCCUCCGGCACCGGCCCCCUAAU
Molecule: messenger RNA, 1483 nt
Organism: Pseudogymnoascus destructans
Lineage: Eukaryota; Fungi; Ascomycota; Leotiomycetes; Thelebolales; Thelebolaceae
Exons: 2
Coding region: 225-1145 (306 amino acids)
Biological process (GO): mRNA cis splicing, via spliceosome
Cellular component (GO): spliceosomal complex; cytosol
Source: RefSeq, a predicted model, not a curated record